AUGCAGCCAGCGAGUCGGGUUGAGGUCACGGAGAGGGAAUUAGGAGAGGGAGAGAUGGUGGAGAACGGGACGGUGAGGGGCGCAUUGAUCGACGGCUCAAACAAUGAUACGGCCACCAUCGCCCGCAACGAGUCCGUAGACACAGCAGACAUUCCCGACGCCCUUCUCGACUCCGAAAUCGAAAUCACCAUCCACCCAAAAGGCAACCUCCUCCUCAUCGUCGGUGGCGACGUACCCGGCCGUCACCAACGCCGUCUUCUCGUGCAAUCUGAAACAAUCGAGCACUUCGGGCCCCUCUGGGUCGAGAUAAUAAAGGACUCUAAUCGCGAGAGGCUUUUCAUCAGCCGGCGCACGGCGUAUCUACUAGAUGACGAUGCCGACAUGUUCCUCGUGCUCAUGUAUCUCUCGCACCCCUGGCACAUUGCCAAAGUCCCGAGGGAACUUUCGUUCCGCCAAUUGCUCGCCAUGGCGCGCAUCUGCGACAAGUACGACGUGAAUCUGCAAGUCUCCCCUUUUGUGAGAAGGUGGAUCGUGCCGCAUCAGGAGAGUUUGAUACACCCGGGGAGAGAGCAGUGGUUAUUUGUUGCGCAGCAGUUUGGGUUAGAGAGGCAUUACGUUACGCUGGCGAGGCACCUGGUAUUGAAAUGUAGGGCGGAUGGGCACAGAAACUUGAUCAUGCCUGGCAGGUGGAAGAAGUUGGAUGGAUGGGUGCCGGAUGGGGCGCUUGGUAGGCUCCCAUUUCCAUCUGUGCGAGGAGCUGGGCAGUAA
This is a messenger RNA of Didymosphaeria variabile, 768 nucleotides long. RefSeq lists its product as uncharacterized. The record is from RefSeq and is a predicted model, not a curated record. Lineage: Eukaryota; Fungi; Ascomycota; Dothideomycetes; Pleosporales; Didymosphaeriaceae. The transcript has 2 exons. Bases 1 to 768 code for a protein of 255 amino acids.